UGAAAAUGCAUUUAAAAAAAAAAGUGAAAAUAAAAUUAAAUCGACCCAACUGAUUUUCUGCGGCCCAAAAUCGCCCGAGGCAUCAUCUUCCACCUCGUUUAUUCCGCUGGUAAACGGUAAUCUUCUUCACCCCCAAAUUUUUCCAACAAUGUCCCUCGCCAUUUUCUCCUCAGCUCCGGCUACCUGCCUUCACCACUCACACUCUCAUGGGAAAACCCAUUCAAUUGUCAAACCUCUUCAUCCCCCUUUGGGCCCCUCUAAAAAGCUUGGGUUUCAGCUGUGUGUGAGCUCUGACAAUGGCUCCGGCGUCUCUGCCACCGUGGAGACUUCUCCGGUUGCUGAGGAUACCGUUGGCUCGAACGGGUCGGCCUCGGACCCGUUGCCGGAGCCCGUGACGAGCUUUCGAGACCCGCGAUGGGUGGGAGGGACGUGGGACCUGAAGCAGUUUGCCAAAAAUGGCAGUACGGAUUGGGAUGCCGUGAUUGAUGCAGAAGUAAAGAGGAGGAAGUGGAUGGAAGACAAUCCACAGUCAUCGAGCAAUGAAGACCCCGUAAUAUUCGACACCUCCAUUGUUCCUUGGUGGGCAUGGAUGAAAAGGUUUCAUCUUCCCGAAGCCGAGCUGCUUAAUGGACGUGCAGCGAUGAUCGGAUUCUUCAUGGCCUAUUUCGUGGACAGUUUGACCGGCGUUGGGCUGGUUGACCAAAUGGGCAACUUCUUCUGUAAAACCCUAUUAUUCGUAGCCGUGGCAGGCGUACUCCUUGUGAGAAAGAACGAGGAUGUCGAGACGCUCAAGAAGCUGUUGGAGGAGACGACGUUUUACGACAAGCAGUGGCAAGCGACGUGGCAAGAGGAGCCGAAGGCCCCAAGUGGGUCCAGAAAGACUUUAGAUUGAUUAAUUGUAAGGGGGCUGUGUGUUAGGGACUGUCCUGCAAAGAUUUUCCUGCUCUAAUCGAAGAUAUUUCUGUAUGGGGUUGCUU
This is a messenger RNA of Striga asiatica, 977 nucleotides long. NCBI's taxonomy places the organism in Eukaryota, Viridiplantae, Streptophyta, Magnoliopsida, Lamiales, Orobanchaceae. The record is from the annotation of a GenBank genome assembly.